AUGAAAAGAUUCAAGUCUCCUUCAACUAUUAUUGAUAAGUACCCCGAGCUCAAGUGUUUAGAAGAGACAAAGAGAAAACUAAAGCAAGAAAUUUCUAACGUAGAAGAAUCCAUUCGAAACGCCAAAAUUGUGUUAAAAUAUCAAGAAAAGAAUGAAGAUGCCACUCUAAAUAACCUGAUAUUGAAAUGGCGUCGCGCAAGUCAAGAAGCUGCAGAGUUUCUGUUCUCCAAAUUUCAAGAGGCUCAAAAUUCAAGUUUUUUACAAAACAACUUUUAUUCGAAUAAUAAUCGGGGAGGAUCAAAUAGCAAUAGUAAUUGGGGUUGGGAGGAUUAUUAUGGUAGUAAUAACAAAAAUCGAAGAGAUCGGGGAGAUGGUGAAAAUGAAGAUGAGGAUGAAGAAGAACAAAGCGACAGUGAUGGUAAUAGCAACAGCCAAAAUAUAAAUAUGAAAUCAAUGCUUACACAGUUUGGUGUUGACAUUGGGUUGAUUAAGUGGGAUGAAGAUCAAGAAUCCUUUCUAGAAUAA
Messenger RNA from Ambispora gerdemannii, 525 nucleotides. The record is from the annotation of a GenBank genome assembly. Lineage: Eukaryota; Fungi; Glomeromycota; Glomeromycetes; Archaeosporales; Ambisporaceae.